AUGGGGCCGCCACCUCGGCAUUCGGCUUCCCAUGUUGCAAAAGGACCUUCCAAGCUAGUCCUUUCGUCUGAAAGCUCCUCUAGUAACGAUGUGACCCCGAAGCAUGCCUCUUCGGAGGGGCAGCUCGCAAAAAAAGCACGAGCAGCCGCAGGGGAAGGUAGACCAUCACCGCAUGCCUCCCAAGAUAUGAAGCCCGUGGCAUUUCAGACGCCUGGGAAGCAUUCUGACAUUCCAAAGGUACCUCCGAAAAAAGCACCUCCACCGCCUUCGGUGGAUGUUUUGGGCUCUCUAUAUGUCCCGGUAUCACAAAAGAGUGACCCAAAGCGUGCUGCACCGGACCCCGCACUGGGAUCGGAGGACCCCCUUUUGGCUGUAGAUUCGUCUAUACCUCCGGUUCAAAGAGUCAAAAGCGCGGUAGCUGUCAGGUCUGCUAGCGUUAAGCGCGAGAAGGAACGUCAGGCAAAAAGCACUUCCAUGGAACUUGGAAAAGACAUGUUCCAGCCGCUCAAUCGGAUGGCUUCAAAGAAUGCCCCUAAGCCUGGAGAACAACCUGUUUCUGGGAAACCCGUGGAAAGUAUACCCCUCACAACUCAAGGGAGAGUGGCACUGCCUGAAGCGGCCGUAACUGCGGGUACACCACGUGGCAGAGAGAGGAUUAAAGCAUCGCCUAGUAGAAGACAUGCGCAGGAAAGUAGUAGGACCAAGACACCUUCCGCAAGGCAGGAUGCUGGCGGCUUUAAGGAAGCCACAGCGACAGCCUUACAAGAAAGCAGGGCUGAAGAUGCGUGGGGACCGUCACGGCAACGCGGUGUCUCGGAUAAACCGCGGGAUACCGGUGGCGGUAGGGCCUCCCCGCACCAUACCCAGAUGGGUGCAGCGGAAAAGAGAGCCCCCGCAACUGGAGCUUCCGCUUCGAAGAAUUUGAUGACAUUUUCUAAGCAGCAGCCUAGACUCCCAAGAGGGCGUUCGGGUCAAGAACCUGGAGUACAUACGAAUCCAUGGCCUGAUACGGUGUCAGAGAGUCCGAGGAAGCACAAAGCCUCUCCCAAUAUGCCACAGAACCUACCAUCUGUUGGAUCGGAUUCUGCCCAGUCACCUAGACCUAAGACAGCCGUCGAUCAAGCUACUACUCAGGGGCUCGAAGGGCGCCUUGAGAAAUUAGUGCGGCGAAUCAGAGAACUGGAGGCGCAGGCACAAGAGGCUAACAGGAAGCAUAAGGAAGAACUUGAGCGUAUGGAACAGGAACUCCGGUCAAGCCUUGCCCGAGAAAUCAACCAAGACCGAUUAGAGCACGAAGCAGCAUUGAGUCGGGCCAGAAAGGAGGAGCGAGACAAGAUGGAGGAAUUCAAGAAGGAAGCUCUGGCUCGACAGAACAGUAUGAAGAUGCGAUGUGACGCAUCAGUCCGCGAGUUACAAGGGAAAAUUGAUCAUUUGGAGAAAGAGUUAAAGGCCAAAACAGCAGACUUUGAAAAGGAAAGAAGUGUGUUGAUGAAGUCGUUUGAAGCAAAGCAAAAAAAAAAUCUCCAAGUGCACGAGACUCAAGCACAAACGCAUCAGAAGGAGCUUAAAGAUAAGCAGUCGGAGCUGUUAGAGCAACAGGGCAGGGUUCAAGCGCUUACUGCUAGCAUGCAGACGCUUACAACUUCCCUUGCACAAAUGAAGGAGCUAAACGACAUUUCGCGAACAGCGACACAAGCACUGGAAGAAAAAGCGAAAACUCAAGCUGCUUUCAUCAACACACUGCUUAAAAGGGAGGAAAAUAUGCGAAUCCAGGCAGCAAAGCUUAUGCCAAUAAAGGAAGCUAAACGGUUGGCAUUUCGGGCAUUACUUAAAGGGAGAGCAGUCGAGAUGAUAUCACGGGCGUGCAUGCCGACAGAUGCCAGCCUUUGGAACAAAGCUUGGGCUUUCCAGCAGCUUGUCUACCUCAUCGGCGGCUCACGCGGAUCCAGAGAACAACGGCAAGAUGCAAUAGAAUCGAGACUCAUGCAGUUUCGCAAAGAACAGAUGUUUUUGAUGGCUGAAAACGAGAGGCUCAUGGCCAAAGUUGCUGAGUUACAGCAAGAGGGAGUGAAUCAAAGGCAAAGCAAGGCUGCAUUAGUGGAGCAGGCGCUUAUCGGAGAUAACACCGUCGCCAUGAGCCGCAGCAGCACUCAAAGUUACAAUAAAGGCGGUCCCCAUCAGGAGCUCGGUAUUCGAUGGCUCCUAUUGUCUGUACAGCAAAUAUUGAACAAGAAGGUGUUAUGGGCGUUUCUACGGCUACACAAAGUGACAACAGAAGUCGAGUCAAAUACUACAAUUGACAAGUUACAGAAAAAAUUCAAUGAAUUGCGAGUGUCCGCGUACAAGGAAAUGGCAGCAAGAAUUGGAGUGUACAGACUUGCAGCUUUCACCAAGCGCCUUCGUCAGCGACUGCUGUUCAGCGGUUUCUUUUCCCUGGCCAAAAAUGCAGGCCGGCGUGCAAAGCAUGAGAUCUUGAAGCAGUUUGAUCAUUUUGGAGCUUCCCAGGAUCCCUUCACACAAGAAUUUAGAGUGCCUGAAGUGUCCUUUCCAGAUGCCUACACCCCAGUUCCUGACCAUGGACGAAUGGAUCUUAAUAAGCCUUUGGCACACCAACCGCAUUACUAUCGGCAGCUGCCUUCCGUGCGGAAUCCUGUAGGAGGGCGCAGCGCGUUUGUCCCUAUGGCAGAAAGGAGACCACCAAUCCAAGGGUAUGCCCCGCACCCGGGUUUUUCAAAUUCUCGCUUCACCCUUGGUGUGCCCCCCGUUGUCUCUUGUGGUCGAAGAGUUACCACGAAUGCUGGAGUACCAAAUGUUUUCCCUUCCGGCCCUUACGACGCAACACAGAGGGUAGAUGAGCGAGGUGCACUUUUCCGCAUGAGGGGAGCGCAGCAGGACCUAAGGAAGAUCAUGAUGGAAGACGGGGUCGACAAUACUGGAGCCCGCAUUGUGGGGAAAAAGUAA
Molecule: messenger RNA, 2961 nt
Organism: Cyclospora cayetanensis
Lineage: Eukaryota; Apicomplexa; Conoidasida; Eucoccidiorida; Eimeriidae
Exons: 6
Coding region: 1-2961 (986 amino acids)
Source: RefSeq, a predicted model, not a curated record